AUGAUCCCGACUCGCCCGCCUUCUACUUCGAUCCCCUCAUCAAUCCAAUAUCACUUCAGUCACGAAGACAUGAUAUUCAGGCCGAACGAUGUUGACGACGUCGAUUUUGAGCUCCCAGAAGAUCUUGACCCAUUCCUCGAGAAGCUGCUGGAGAAUGGUGUUACCGCUGAUGCCAUUGCCCUCUGGUGGGCGCCUGACCCCUACAGCCGUCGUUCGGGACAUACGCAACAAGUGCAGGAUAUACCACUCGUCAAGAACUGGUAUCUUGAGCAUCGCCCUCCCGGUCAGCCUGUGAAAGUUUGCGUCUCACAACGCACCGACUUGGGAGGCAAUCACCACGCACAUCUACCGCGCGAUCUCGCACUGCACAAACAAGCCAAGAGUACAGAAUAUCUAUGGAACCGAUGUCGAAUCUCUCUCACUCAUUCCCCCGUCGCAUGCACAGAGGCCGCCAAUGCGAACGCUGCAAAUAAUGGUCAGCAAGGGGACGUCGAUAGCGAGGAAAACCUACCAGCAGCACUGCAGACGCCGACGGCACACCUCCGAGCUGGAAACUGCGCAGCACAAACACGAGCAGAGGAGAACACCAAGGAGAGGAGAGCGGACGAGCGGAAAAUGCAAGGGAAAUGGAAUGAAGACUUCACCGAACCCGCGCUGCACCCUCCCAGUUCCCAGCCUCCUAUGCUACACACCCACAGGACCAGGACCCAUCGUAAGCUUCCCGCGCAGAACGCAACAGCACCGCAGACGUCUUCCUCCGCCCUUAUCCAGCCGAAAAGGUUAUGA
This is a messenger RNA of Sparassis crispa, 786 nucleotides long. RefSeq lists its product as hypothetical. Gene Ontology annotation, cellular component: U5 snRNP; catalytic step 2 spliceosome. Bases 1 to 786 code for a protein of 261 amino acids. The record is from RefSeq and is a predicted model, not a curated record. The transcript has a single exon. Lineage: Eukaryota; Fungi; Basidiomycota; Agaricomycetes; Polyporales; Sparassidaceae. Gene Ontology annotation, biological process: spliceosomal tri-snRNP complex assembly; mRNA splicing, via spliceosome. Gene Ontology annotation, molecular function: U5 snRNA binding; U1 snRNA binding; U6 snRNA binding.